Amaranthus tricolor (Joseph's coat) is the source of this 1151-nucleotide messenger RNA. RefSeq names its product protein FYV8-like. NCBI's taxonomy places the organism in Eukaryota, Viridiplantae, Streptophyta, Magnoliopsida, Caryophyllales, Amaranthaceae. Bases 219 to 683 code for a protein of 154 amino acids. The transcript has a single exon. The record is from RefSeq and is a predicted model, not a curated record.
UCCUUCCAUUAAUCAAAUCCCCAAAAAAUCCAUUUUUCUUUUAUAUUCUCAAAGUCAGGCUGAGGGCAGGGAAGAGCUAAGAAAGGUUGGUAAGAAUUGAACUCAGGCCCUUAUUUGGAAAUUGAUACAUGCUCUAUUUGAGAUAAGAUUCGAUUCUCGAUUCAAUCUUGAGUAUUUUGAAAUUGGACUGUAAGAAGUUUGAUCAAUAAAAUUGUUUAAUGAUCAAAUUCAUUGCUCUAUUUGAGGAAAUAGAAAUUUAUAUGAAAAUGCUGUAUUCAACAGUAGAAUUGAUAGCACAAGCUUCUACAAAUUACCAUAUUUUGUUCUGUUUUUGUAAUGUGAUCAUAAUUUUCAUUCUAGGGAGCUCGAGAUUGAGCUCAGAUGAUCAUGUUAAUGUAACUUCUUUUGCUGAUGUAAAGAUUAAAAAUGAUGCAACUAAGGAUUUGGAUAGUAAAAAAGAUUUCAUAAUUUCCGAGGAAGAAGAAGUAACGGAAUCAACAAAAGAAGAAGAGGAUGAAGAAAAUGAAGGGCCGGGCCGAAAUGGCAUGGAUGAGAAUGAUCAAGUGAGAAUACAAGAGAACAAAAGUUUGGAAGAUGAAGAAGAAGGAGAUGAACUAAGGAGAAAAAUUGAGGAGUUUAUUGGUAAGGUAAAAGGUCAAUUAAUAAUAAUGGACGAUGAUUGAUGAAUGAUGAUUAAUGAUUUUGAUUUUUUUUUUCGGGCUAAGAUUGGAGAAACUCGUACAAAUAAUGAGUUUGAGUAAUUAGGGAUCAAAAUUAAUAGGAAAAUCUUAUCUCAAUUGAAAAGUUUUAAAUAAUUUGAGAUAAGUCGUUCAUCAUAAAAUUACGGAUUAAUAUUUUUAUUGAUUUUAAAAAUAAUGGUAUUUUUUUUGGACUAACUAUAAUUAUGUAUGAUAUUUUGGACUUGUGUUUAUAUACUAAUUUUUGGGGUAUAAUUUCUAGUCAUGUACUCCUAAUUCACGUUUUAGUCACUAUAUUGAUGAUGGUAAUUGUGCGUAAUAGGAAUUUUUUAGAUAAGGGAGAGAAUUAGUUUAUGAUUACAAAUGUAUGUUACCAAGUGUUAAAGGAAAAAUAGUGAGAAAUGAAGGCAAGCUUCAAUUUGAUGAAGCUGGUUCUUGUAAGAUUACUUUACA